Messenger RNA from Plutella xylostella (diamondback moth), 958 nucleotides. RefSeq names its product 28S ribosomal protein S15, mitochondrial (gene bonsai). Gene Ontology annotation, cellular component: ribosome; mitochondrial small ribosomal subunit. Lineage: Eukaryota; Metazoa; Arthropoda; Insecta; Lepidoptera; Plutellidae. The record is from RefSeq and is a predicted model, not a curated record. Gene Ontology annotation, molecular function: structural constituent of ribosome; RNA binding. Gene Ontology annotation, biological process: mitochondrial translation.
AUCACAUAAAUUUGUGUUGUGGUUUUUAUUUAUAUAAUUGUUUUAAAACGAGUGGAUUUCGGUUAAUAAAUAAACAUGCUACGGCGAUUAACGUCUACAUUGAUACAGACCCGUACUUUAAAACACAAGGCUAAAAUAAACUGGGUCCGACCUGACUAUGUCCCAGCGUACCAUCCUCAACGUUCUGGGGAUUUGGAGAGCCUUCCACCUAUUUCAGAAGACUCCUUAGGGUUGGAUUACUCAUUGAGCAAGGAAAUCGAGGAUGCGCCUGAAUCAGUGAAGAAAAUCUUUUCGGUGGCGCAUCUAGGCCGGAAAGAAUACAAUGUAUUGGUAAAGAAUGAGCUGGUAGAGAGGGUUAGGCGACACCAGUAUGAUGAACGUACCGCUGAGACUAGAAUUGCCAAACUUACAGCUACAAUCCGUAGCUUUCAAGAUACAAUGGAAAAGUAUCCCAGGAAUAUCAAGUCUAAAGUGAUAGUGCAAGAGUUGAUAGACAAAAGGAAGAAGCUGCUAAAGUUCUUACGGCAGUAUGACUACAAGAAGUUUGAAUGGCUUCUUGAGAAGCUCAAUAUUGAAUACAAGGCUCAUCCAGAAUCCUACCACAAGUUGACACGCAAAGAGUCACUUCGCAAGCUGACUGAGUUGCACUGUGAAGACAUCUGCAACAGGAAGCUAGCUAACUACCAGAACCUAUUAGAGAGCCAACAAGGACCAUUUUUGAAGGACAAACUUGAGGCUUUGAAGUUUAUUCGAAGCGAGCAAAUGGAACUGCAGGUACCGGUCACGGUGACCGAGCAAGAUAUCAAGAAAGUUGAAAAACAACUUGAGGAAUGGACCAUCAAGGAUGAAAUCAAACAGCAGGGCAAAAAGAAAAAGAAGAAUAUAGCUAUUGGUCUUGAGUAAGAUAUUUGUAAGAUGUAGUGUAAAAUAAUAUUAUACAUAGAUUAUUUCAUUUGAA